Molecule: messenger RNA, 2172 nt
Organism: Aphidius gifuensis
Lineage: Eukaryota; Metazoa; Arthropoda; Insecta; Hymenoptera; Braconidae
Exons: 2
Coding region: 42-416 (124 amino acids)
Source: RefSeq, a predicted model, not a curated record
ACAACGGGCUAGUGGACACAGACCCAAGCCGACUUGGAACCAUGACAGCCAUCAACUCGGGUCCAGUUGGUGAAGUGGGUGGAGUAAGACUACCUUUACAAUCGCUGCAUGGAUACGGUUCUGUGUUCAUGUAUUCAGCAUCAACUAGUCCUGGUGGUGGUGGUCAAAAUGGUCAGGGUAAUGGUGGUAAUGGUGAAGUGACACUACGUCUUCGUGAACCUGAAGAUAUACCAGAAGAAGUAUUGGCACGUCUUGAGGACACAGCUACCCUCUCAAUAUCACUUCAAGGAGAUGCCGUAUUGAGACUCAGUUCAGCAAGUGCUGGUAAGAAAAACAAAAAAAAUACAUCAACUAUUUUAAAUAAUCUUAUCUUUAUUUUAUUUUUUAUAUUUUCUUUUUCACUUAUCAACUAUUGACAUUUUUCAUCAUCCCCAUCCAUUCUGACUUAUACCCUUGUUUUUUCUAUAUUUUUUUUUUUUUGUUAAACUCACGCCUGGUUUAAUCGUCUGGCACAACACCCAAAAACUUAAACAGAAUAUUCAGAUGUUUUGUCAUUGACUUUCUAGAUGUAUACGAGAAAAGUAUAGAUAGAAAGAAAAACAAUAUGAGAGAGAGAGAGUAAAACAUUUGGGAUAAACCCAAGUCCAAGACUUGAUGUUUGUAUAUUCUCACGAAUCGAAAUGUCUGCUUUAAAUAUAUGUAUAUAUAUUUAGUAAAUGUGUUAGUGAAUAACAUGUCUUGUUGAGGGGGUGAUAGAAUAUAGUAUACAAGGGUUAUAUUCAAGAGUAGAGAUAGUAGAUGAGUAAAGAAGAGAAAAGUAAAUUUGGAAAGGGGUAAAACCAGGACCAACCGAGCGAAUCCUUCCGGGCGAUUUGUCAAUCCCAGUGAAACUGCUUGUCUAGUGGCUUUGCAUGACGUAGCAGAACGAUAAUAAAUCCGGGAUUUUCAUAAGUUUGGCGCUUGAAAAUGCUUUGGUGUUCCUUGGACCGCCUGUGGCUGUCGUGAACUCGAGGAUAUUAUGGCGUACAAAUGCCUUCUUCAUGGAUAAUAUAAAUUUAUAUUUUUUUUUUAUUCCUCCCAUUCCCAACGCCUUUCUUUUUUUAUUCUCGCUAUUUUCUGGAAUUUUUUUUUUAAUGGUAGUUUACUAUUAUCGCUAGUGUUUUCGUGUUUUUGGCUUGUGACUGGUUUUUUCCAUCCAUUAACAACAACAACAGCAUCAUCAACAACAACAACAACAACAACAAAUUCAUUAUGGUUAGAUAAACCAAAAUAAUCGGGAGCAUAUAUUAUUUAGUGUCUAUAUUUUUAUCCACAUGUUGAACAACAUGAUCAAUAAAAAAUUUAAUUAAUCUCUUUCGAAAUUAUUUAGAACAUAAAUUAUUUUAAUUAUUAUUUUUUCAUUUGGUUUUUUUUUUAUUUAUUAAUUAAUAAAGAGAAAAACUAAUAUAUUGAUUUUUCUUUUUAAUUAAAAAAAAUUUAAUAAUCUGUGAUUUAAAUUUAUUCAUGUAAAUUUUUUUUCGAGUAUAAUAUUUUUAAUAAUAAAUUCAUGUAUUGAUUGAUGGAAUAUUUUAAUUGGUCAAUGAUAUUUAAUAUAUUUCGAAGUUUAAUAAUUUUUUUUUUUUUAAUUCCGUUAAUAAUGAAUAUUGCAUCGUUUUGAUGAACUUUAUAAAUGAAAUAUUUAACUUGAUUUAUGUAUAUUUUUUAUAAUUAUUAUAACGCUAGGUUCAUUCAAUAUGUAAAUGUAAAUUCCUCUUUUGUAUUUUAUUUAUUAUUUUGAAAAUAUGUAUGAUCAUUAUCGAAGCUCGUUAUCGAAAUAUUUCAAUCAAAAGCAAAAUUUUGUUGGAGUUUUAAUCCUCGGGCGGUUUUGUUAAUAUUUACAAAAAUCUACAAUAUUUAUGUUCGAAAUGAAUUCAGCGAGUUGAUGAACAAAAUAAAACUAAAAUAAAUAAAAAAAAAAAAAAUGUAAAACAUAAUUAACAUUAGCUCUUCCAGUUAUUUAUCAGUGUUGUAUAUUUUUUUUUUAAAUAAUUUCCGGGUUAAAAUAAAGUUGAAUUUCGCAUUGUUAAAUUUCUCAUGAAAACAAAAAAUCCUCAAAUGGCAUGGUAAAUCUUUUUAAGAAUAGCAAUUACCGUAAUACCACCUCAAGAAGUCAAAGAAAGGAAAAAAAUAAAA